This is a messenger RNA of Coregonus clupeaformis (lake whitefish), 3911 nucleotides long. Its product is annotated as mitogen-activated protein kinase kinase kinase kinase 2. The transcript is spliced from 32 exons. The coding region runs from base 360 to 2996 and encodes 878 amino acids. Lineage: Eukaryota; Metazoa; Chordata; Actinopteri; Salmoniformes; Salmonidae. The record is from RefSeq and is a predicted model, not a curated record. Gene Ontology annotation, molecular function: ATP binding; MAP kinase kinase kinase kinase activity. Gene Ontology annotation, biological process: protein phosphorylation.
ACGACUAUUAUUACAAAUAUGUUUUUCUGAAAUAGAAAGAAAAAAUAUAAUAUAUAAUUUAAACAAAACAAUAACCGAAAUGGUGACCAAUUACUAUUUUUUGACAGGGCUUUGUGUCACUGAAAAACCCAGAAUGCAGAUUCUGUUCUUCAUUCAGCAGCAACAACAAUGCCUUAUUAUUUACAAAAAUGUCAUGGCACUGGUAGGCUGCCGUUCUCUGAGCAUCACAAGGCUGUAUAGCUGCCAUUUUUAUUUCAGCUUUUGCUUCUGAUGGUUUGUUGCAGAGGAAGUGCAGACAUCUGGAUAGGAAUCAUAUAAUUAGUGGCUAGAAAGCACUAGUCGAGACAUACAGUGCUGCGAUGGAUGCAAUUGGUGUUUCCUACUCGAACCCGUUGGAGGACUACGAGAUGAUUCAACGAAUCGGUAGUGGUACAUACGGAGACGUAUUUAAGGCACGAAACAUCAAGACAUCCGUGAUCUCUGCAAUCAAAGUUGUAAAACUAGAUCCUGGUGAUGACAUCUUAUCUAUCCAGCAGGAGAUUACCAUGAUUAAAGAAUGCACUCACAAGAACAUUGUAGCCUAUUUCGGCAGCUACCUCAGAAAUAACAAGCUGUGGAUCUGCAUGGAGUACUGUGGAGGAGGUUCCCUGCAGGACAUUUAUCAUGUUACUGGCCCCCUGAAUGAGAGGCAGAUUGCAUAUGUUUGCAGGGAAACACUACAGGGACUGCAUCACUUACAUGAGACUGGAAAAAUGCACAGAGACAUAAAGGGAGCCAACAUUCUUCUGACAGAGCGAGGAGAUGUUAAACUGGCGGAUUUUGGCGUUGCAGCUGAGAUCAACGCCUCAGUUGCCAAAAGGAAGUCAUUCAUAGGCACGCCUUACUGGAUGGCACCCGAGGUGGCAGCAGUGGAGAGGAAAGGCGGGUACAACCAGCUAUGUGACAUCUGGGCAGUGGGUAUCACCGCUAUCGAGCUGGCAGAGCUUCAGCCUCCCAUGUUUGACCUGCACCCCAUGAGGGCCUUGAUGAUGAUGUCAAAGAGCAGCUUCCAGCCUCCCAAACUAAAGGACAAGACCAAAUGGUCUGCUGACUUUCACACCUUUGUGAAAAUAUCCCUCACCAAGAACCCUCGCAAAAGGCCCACUGCAGAGAAACUGUCACAGCACCCCUUUGUGAGUCAGCUGCUGACCAGGACCCUGGCCAUCGAACUGCUGGACACGGCCAGCAACCCGGUUCUGCAAACCACACACACUAUGGACGAGAGUGAUCUUGAUACAUGCAGUGCAUUCCCUGAUAAGAUCCAGUCCUUAGCGAAACACCUGCCGGUCCAAAGGACUCAUUCUGAGGAGCAGUUUGGUCUGCUCAAAUUUGGCCCUCCCAUGAGGAAGGAGACCGAGCGCUCUCCGGACCUGGGAUCGUAUGACGAAUGGAGCAUUACAGGAGAUGAGAACAACUCCCCGUGCAGAAGUCUACUGGAGUGUGUUGAGGAAGCAUUACUUGAAAGGAGGUUAACCAUAAAGAGAGCGCCCUCUGCUGAGCACUCUCCUGAAGAUGAGGAUAUGGAUAAAUGUGGCACAGUGAAGAGGAGUGGGGUCCUCAGCCCUGCCCCAAGGCAUACCAUCCCCCCAUCCACUGCCUCUACUCCUCCCGUAGAAUCUACUGUCAACUGUGACUCAACCCCUCCCACUGUCACACCUCCAUUCACAGACCCCACCCUGGCUGAACCUUCUCUCUUCAACUCUACCAUCUUUUCUGACCUCUCACUUUCCUCCUACUGCUCGUCUGAAGAGGGCAGUGAGCCAGAAGGACGGAGGCUGGGAGAGACACCCUGCAUGGCCCAGGGGCCCCCACUGUCUCCAGAAUGGAGCACGCUCAGGAGGAAAACUGAGGACUCGAGAGGUGAUUGCCAUGGACUUCCACCCACGCCCAAAGUGCAUAUGGGGGCCUGUUUUUCCAAGGUGUUUAAUGGCUGUCCAUUGAAGAUUCACUGUGCUGUCACAUGGGUCCUGCCAAAGACUAAAGAUCAACACCUCAUCCUGGGGACAGAGGAGGGCAUCUACACCCUGAACCUCAACGAGCUCCAUGAGGACACCAUGGAGAAGUUAUUACCCCAGAGGUGCAGCUGGCUGUAUGUCAUGAACAACGUGCUAAUGUCUAUCUCGGGAAAAUCAUCCCAGCUGUGCUCCCAGAGGCUGACCACCCUGUUUGACCAGCGUAGACACCUGCAGAAGAGGCAGGGCCACCUGUACAUCAACACCCACCGCCUCACUGAGAGGAUCAACUCAAGAAAGUUUUCUGUGUCUGGGAAGAUACCAGACACCAAAGGCUGUCGACGCUGCAGUGUUGUGCAUAACCCGUACACUGACAGUACAUUUCUGUGUGCUGUUGUACCAACUGGCCUAGUCCUACUGCUGUGGUAUGAGCCUCUUCAGAAGUUCAUGCAACUCAAGUACAUAGCUAUCAGUCUCCCAGAAACCCUCCCCAUCUUUGAGCUGCUUGUCCUGGAGACUGAUGAGCUGCCACAGGUGUGUGUGGGUGUGAGCAGGCUACAGGCCCCUGUCAAGACCUGUGAGCAGGUCCACUUUGACAUCAUCCACCUGAAUGACACACCAAGAGCCCAGUCAGAUAGUCGAUCUCUGAAGGUGAUGCAGGUCACCCAGCUGGACAGAGACACAGUUCUGAUCGCUCUGGAGAAUACUGUGAACAUUGUGAACCUGGACGGCAGCCCAAGCAAAGGGAUGACCUCAAAGUUGACCUUUGACUUUUCCAUUGAGACUCUUGUAUGUUUGCAGGACAGUGUUCUGGCCUUCUGGAAGCAUGGUCUUAAAGGUAGAAGCUUACAUGGUGAUGAGGUUACACAAGAGAUCACGGAUGAAAGUCGAAUAUUCAGAGUCUUGGGAACCUCAAGGGACAUUAUCUUGCAGAGUACUCCCACGGACAAUCCAUCAGCCUUAAGCAACUUGUACAUCCUGACAGGUCAUGAGAGUAGCUACUGAGGAAAUCAGAGAAUGGAGGACAUUCUGUCUCAAGGAAGUACACAGCAGUCUCCUGCUACUCCUAAAAAGACAAGCGCAAAGUCAAUAAGGAUGGAACAAGGAGCAAAACUGCUUACAAUGGCGAGUUGUUUGCAGAAGAGACACUGCAGGAACUGUCUGAGCUGUGAUUGGAGCGGGGUCUCCUGUCUCUCUUCACAUCCAUGUGCCAAAUGGACCUGUGAAUAUCGGUGGUUCUUAACAUUGCCAGUGGUCUAGGCUACAUAAAGAUCUGGGCAAGGAUUUAAAACCACACUUGUGUGCAUUCAUCAGACUGGUUGUGACUGGGGGAAAAAAAAUGUAUACUGAAUCUCAAGACUGUCUGAGUCUGCAGAAACCCAAUACCAGUCUGGACAAUACUUUCCCAUAUGGCUGCUGUGUCAGUACUGAAGGCAAGUAAAGUACAGGACCCAGUGUCCAUGGUGUGAGGUGGAAAGCAAUGGUAUCAUGCAGUAGCAGCUCUGUGUGUAGGCUACCUGAGAAGAAGUUAUAUGCAGUGAAAAACAUUUAUUCACCAUGGGGUCAUGAACAGGAGGCUGCUGAGGGGAGAACGGCUCAUAACAAUGUCCAGAACGGAGCCAAUGGAAUGGCAUCAAACACCUGGAAACCAUGUUUGAAUUAUUUGAUACCAUUCCACUAACUCGCUCCAGUCAUUAACACAAGCCUGUUUUCCCACCAACCUCCUGUGGCUAAUAGAGAUUUAAAUAUGGAAAACAUUAUAACAGAGACAGCAAUUGUUUUUUCAGUGUUUUAAUUAACAGUAUCAAAUGUCAACAAUAUGUGAUUUAUAGAGGGCUAUUAGAUUGUUUUGUGCUGUGAUGCUGGCUGCUCUACUCAAAAUAAUAAAUCUGACCAGAUGGAUAUUUGGUUCCCUGUCAA